Molecule: messenger RNA, 942 nt
Organism: Chaetomium globosum CBS 148.51
Lineage: Eukaryota; Fungi; Ascomycota; Sordariomycetes; Sordariales; Chaetomiaceae
Exons: 1
Coding region: 1-942 (313 amino acids)
Source: RefSeq, a predicted model, not a curated record
AUGUCCAACCGCCCCCUCAUCAUCAUCUUCGGCGCAACCGGCCAACAAGGCGGUUCCCUCGCCAACUUCGUCCUAUCCAACCCAGCCCUCUCCGCACGGUACCGCGUACGCGGCGUGACGCGCGACCCGAACCAGCCCGCCGCGGCCGCCCUCCGCGCCCGCGGCGCCGAGGUCGUGCAGGCCGACUUCGAUGACGCCGACUCCCUGCGCCAAGCCCUCAGUGGCGGUGACGGUGGUGUCGUUUUUAUUACGACCACGACGGUUUAUGAUGAGUUGACCAAGGAGCGCGAGGUGCGCCAGGGGAAGGCUGCGGCGGAUGCGGCUGUCGCGGCGAGGGUGGAGUACAUUGUGUAUAGCACCGAGGUGCAUUGUGAGGUUGUCUCCGGGGGGAAGCAUCAAGUGCCGUCGUUUGACUCCCGUGGGGAGGUCGAGGCGUAUAUCCGCUCGCUGCCGGUGCGCAGCGCGUUCUAUGCGCCGGGGUCGUUUAUGCCAAACUUGUUGGGGAUGAUGGCGCCGCGGCCGGUGGGGGACGGGGAGGGUUUUGUGAUUGCGAACAUCUUGCCGGGGGACCGGGUCUUGCCGUGGAUUGAUGUGGCGGCGGAUACGGGGCCGGUUGUGGGCGCGGUGCUGGCGGAGCUGGAGCGGUUUGAGGGGAAGCGGUUGUGUGUGGCGAGUGAGCUGUUUUCGUUGGAGGAGGUCGCGGAGAAGAUCUCCAAGGUAACGGGGAAGACGGUCAAGUAUCUGAGAGUGUCGGAGGACGUGUUCAAGUCGUACCUGCCGGAGGGGGCGAGGGAGCCGGUGGUGAACAUGUUCAGGUUCAUUGCGGAGAGCGGGUAUUAUGGCCCGGGGACGGAGAAGUUGGUUGAGGAGACCACUGCUCUACUGCCGUGCCCGUUGACGGGUCUGGAUGAGUACCUUGCCGCCAAUAUUAAGCUUGAAUGA